AUGGUGAUUGUCAACCCCACGACCCUGGUGCAAGCGACGAUGGAUUUGCGGUUCCUUAUCAUGGACGCACCCUCCGCAGAGUCCAUUCAUCACUACCUGGCGGUGAUGCGUGCCCAUGGCGUGACGCAUCUCGCUCGUAUUUGUGAGCUCACUUACCCGGAAGAAGAAGUUAUUAAUGCUGGAAUCAAAUGCUACUCACUCGCCUAUCCAGAUGGAGAUAGUCCCCCGCAACAUGUCAUUGACCGGUGGCUAGAUAUUGUAGAAGAAGCAAGACAACAGGGAGGAACAAUCGCCGUACAUUGCGUGGCCGGAUUGGGGAGGGCACCCGUCUUGGCCGCUGUCGCAAUGAUUGAGAAAGCCGGCUACGAUACUCUGGAUGCCGUCGACUAUAUUAGGUCUCUACGAAAGGGUGCGAUAAAUCGGAAGCAACUAGAGUAUCUUUCUAAUUAUAAAAGAAGGUCCAAAAAUAAAAAGGCGAAGUGCGGCUGUUUUGGCUUUUGA
Gregarina niphandrodes is the source of this 501-nucleotide messenger RNA. RefSeq names its product protein tyrosine phosphatase. Gene Ontology annotation, molecular function: protein tyrosine/serine/threonine phosphatase activity. Bases 1 to 501 code for a protein of 166 amino acids. The transcript has 2 exons. Gene Ontology annotation, cellular component: nucleus. Gene Ontology annotation, biological process: protein dephosphorylation. NCBI's taxonomy places the organism in Eukaryota, Apicomplexa, Conoidasida, Eugregarinorida, Gregarinidae. The record is from RefSeq and is a predicted model, not a curated record.